CCCAUCUUUGACGUCCGGGUCUCUGCAAAAUCACUUCUUUUUCUGCGUUGGUUGGUAGGUGAGGGGGAGUCGCGAAAUGGGUUUCGGUUGGAGGAGGAGGAGAUCGAAUGCCGGCGACAACGGAGGCAAGGAGCAAGAGGGCGGCAUUGGCGGUCGUCGGGAGCUAGAGCUGCAGGAGCUGGUGAUCCCGAACCACUUCGUGUGCCCGAUCUCGCUCGAGCUCAUGAGGGACCCCGUCACGCUGUCGUCCGGCAUCACGUACGACCGCGAGAGCAUCGAGCGGUGGCUCGAGGCCGGCAACUUCACGUGCCCCGUGACCAACGUGGUGCUCUCGAGCUUCGACCAGAUACCCAACCACGUGCUCCGCAGCAUGAUCCAGGAGUGGUGCACCGAGAACUGCCGCCACGGGGUCAAUAGGAUCCCCACCCCGCGCGUCCCCGUCACCCCAUUUGAGGUGUCCGAGGUUCUUUCGGGUAUCGAUGACGCGUCGCAGUGCGUCGAUCACGCCGAGUGCGCCAAAUUGGUGGGGAGGAUCGAGAAGUGGGGAGGCGAGAGCGAGCGGAACCGGCGCUGCAUCACUGCGAACGGGGCGGCGAGCACGUUGAGCAGGGCGUUCGAUGCAUUCGCGGCUGCAUCUGAUUAUAGCCAAAUCGGCGCAAAUAUGUUGGAAGAAAUAUUAUGUGCAUUGAGCUGGAUGUUCCCACUUGAUAUUGAUGCUCGUCACUACUUGGCAUCACGGUCAUCUCUCAAUUGCUUGGUUUGGUUCUUGAAGAAUGGAGAUACAGAAUUCAAGAAACAUGCCAUUUUAACCCUCAAUGAGCUUUCUCGCGAUGAGAAACAAACCGAGGCAUUGGCAUACACGGAAGGAUUACGCGAAACUUUGGUCAAGUUCAUCGAACACCCGAUUAGCCCGACGAUCACGAAAGCCUCUCUCUCAGUGACAUUCAACCUCAUUUCUUCUAAUGGUUGCGGUGAUGAGGAGAGAUUGGCAUUUGUCGAGAUGUCUUUAGUCUCCAAGCUCUUGGAAAUCCUCGUCGACUCCAGCGAUAAGAGCGUAUGCGAGAAGGCUCUCGGCGUUCUUCACGGACUGAUAGGGUGCGAACAAGGGAGAGAAAAGGCUUAUGCGAAUCUGCUGACCGUGCCGAUCCUAGUGAAGAAGAUCUUGCGUGUGCCGGGGACGGCGACUGAGUUCGCAGUAUUGUCUCUUUGGAGGCUUUGCAAGCAUGAGAGCAGAGAUCAUCAAGAGAUGGCCUUGGUGGAGGCUCUUCAAGUUGGUGCAUUUCAAAAGCUCUUGCUGCUGUUGCAAGUCGGUUGCGCCGAUGAAGCGAAGGAAAAGGCGACCGAGCUGCUGAAACUGAUGAAUCCAUAUCGAGCCGGAUUGGAAUGCAUCGAAUCGGCGGAUUUCAAGAACCUCAAGAGAUCAUUUUGAACCUUGGAAUAGGAAAAUCAUUCUUUGGUCAUUAGUUAUUGUUAUACCAUUCUCCUUUUUUUGUUUGUAGAGACUAAUUAUUCCUUGGAUUAAUAGCAAUUAGUUGUUCUCAGUAUUCUUUUGGAUGCCAAAGGCAGGUUUUGAGGUUUGGUUGUAUGUCUCCCUCUAACAAAACUUCCGAAGAAAUUGUACCGAGUCUUAACACAAGUUAUUAUAGUACGUCGAACACCGAUUGCUUGAGCUUACUGAUGUACUUAGUUUUGGUCUUUACUCCGAAAAUUGAAAUGUACCGACAUCACUAUGUGAAAGAGACCA
Messenger RNA from Eucalyptus grandis, 1744 nucleotides. RefSeq names its product U-box domain-containing protein 21. Gene Ontology annotation, biological process: protein ubiquitination. Gene Ontology annotation, molecular function: ubiquitin protein ligase activity. The transcript has a single exon. The coding region runs from base 77 to 1429 and encodes 450 amino acids. The record is from RefSeq and is a predicted model, not a curated record. NCBI's taxonomy places the organism in Eukaryota, Viridiplantae, Streptophyta, Magnoliopsida, Myrtales, Myrtaceae.